UUUCCAAGCCAAGAUCCACUGGACAGAGCAGAUUUCAAUGCUGUGGAGUAUAUCAAUACUCUCUUUCCCACUGAGCAAUCUUUGGCAAACAUCGAUGAAGUGGUGAACAAAAUCAGAUUGAAAAUAAGGAGGUUGGAUGACAACAUCCGAACAGUAGUCAGAGGACAGACCAACGUGGGACAGGAUGGCCGCCAGGCCCUGGAGGAAGCCCAGAAAGCCAUUCAACAGCUCUUUGGUAAAAUCAAGGAUAUUAAAGACAAGGCUGAAAAAUCAGAACAAAUGGUUAAAGAAAUCACACGGGACAUCAAGCAGCUAGAUCAUGCCAAGCGCCAUCUGACCACCUCCAUCACCACCCUCAAUCACCUGCACAUGCUGGCGGGGGGUGUGGAUUCCCUGGAGGCUAUGACCAGGAGGAGACAAUAUGGGGAAGUUGCCAACCUUCUCCAAGGUGUCGUGAAUGUGUUGGAGCACUUCAACAAAUACAUGGGCAUUCCUCAGAUUCGACAGCUUUCUGAAAGGGUGAAGGCAGCGCAGAAUGAGUUGGGACAGCAGAUCCUGGCUGACUUCGAGGAAGCCUUUCCUUCUCAAGGUACAAAGAGGCCUGGUGGACCCAGCAAUGUCCUACGUGAUGCGUGUCUAGUCGCCAAUGUCCUGGAUCCCAGAAUCAAACAGGAAAUCAUCAAGAAAUUUAUUAAACAACACCUCUCAGAGUAUCUGGUCCUUUUCCAGGAAAAUCAAGAUGUGGCCUGGCUGGAUAAGAUCGACAGGCGCUACGCUUGGAUAAAGCGUCAGCUGGUGGACUACGAGGAGAAGUACGGGCGCAUGUUCCCCCAGGAGUGGUGCAUGACGGAGCGCAUCGCUGUGGAAUUCUGCCACGUCACAAGGACAGAGCUCGCUAAGAUAAUGCGCACAAGAGCGAAGGAGAUUGAGGUGAAAUUGCUUUUAUUUGCAAUCCAGAGGACAACCAACUUUGAAGGACUUCUGGCUAAGCGCUUCUCAGGUUGCACUCUAGCUGAUGGAACAGUGAAAAAGCCAGAAGUGGCACUUCCCUCCACCAACCCAUUUCUGGAGGAUGAAGCUGGGACAGAGACAGAUGAGAUUGUGAUCGAGAAAAGUGACACAGACAAACCAAAGAAGCCAAAGGUCCCUGACAAUCCUUUUCAUGGCAUUGUUUCCAAGUGCUUUGAACCUCACCUUUAUGUGUAUAUUGAGUCCCAAGACAAAAAUCUCGGUGAACUGAUUGACAGGUUUGUGGCUGACUUCAAGGCUCAAGGUCCUCCCAAGCCCAACGUGGAUGAGGGAGGAGCCGUCCUGCCCAGCUGCGCUGACCUUUUUGUGUACUACAAAAAGUGCAUGGUGCAGUGCUCCCAGCUCAGCACCGGCGAGCCGAUGAUAGCCCUGACCACCAUAUUCCAGAAGUACCUUCGGGAAUACGCCUGGAAAAUUCUCUCUGGAAACCUGCCCAAGACGACUAGUAGCAGUGGUGGACUCACCAUCACUAGUUUGCUGAAAGAAAAGGAAGGCUCUGAAGUGGCUAAGUUUACUUUAGAAGAACUCUGCCUCAUUUGCAGCAUCCUUAGUACUGCAGAGUAUUGCUUGGCGACCACCCAGCAGUUGGAAGAGAAACUCAAAGAAAAAGUGGAUGCAAGUCUAGUGGAGCGAAUCAACCUGACAGGAGAGAUGGACACUUUCAGCAUUGUGAUCUCCAACAGCAUACAGCUGUUAGUGCAGGACCUGGAUGCAGCCUGUGACCCUGCCCUGACUGCUAUGAGCAAGAUGCAGUGGCAGAACGUGGAACACGUCGGUGACCAGAGUCCUUAUGUCACCUCAGUGAUUCUCCACAUUAAGCAGAACGUCCCUAUCAUCCGUGACAAUCUGGCCUCCACGAGAAAGUAUUUCACUCAGUUCUGCAUAAAAUUUGCAAACUCCUUCAUUCCCAAGUUCAUUAACCAUCUCUUCAAGUGCAAACCUAUUAGCAUGGUGGGCGCAGAACAGCUGCUGCUGGACACUCACUCUCUGAAGAUGGUUCUCCUGGAUCUGCCCUCCAUUGGGUCCCAGGUGGUGAGGAAGGCUCCUGCCAGCUACACAAAGAUAGUGGUGAAAGGCAUGACUCGGGCUGAAAUGAUCCUGAAGGUGGUUAUGGCUCCACAUGAGCCCCCAGUUGUGUUUGUCGACAAUUACAUCAAGCUCCUUGCUGACUGCAGCACUGACACUUUCCAGAAGAUACUAGACAUGAAGGGCCUGAAGAGGAGCGAGCAGAGCAGCAUGUUGGACCUCUUCCGCCAGCGCCUCCCGGCCCCCCCCUCCGGAGCGGAGAACGCCGGCUCUCUCUCGCUGAGCGCUCCUACGCCUGAGCAGGAGUCCUCUCGCAUACGGAAACUGGAGAAACUCAUAAAAAAAAGGCUCUAAGUGAGCAGAAGGAAAUUCUGUUGCUCAGGACUGCUGCAGUGACUGGGAUCAAAGCUCGUCAGACAACGAUUUACAGUGCGCUGCUGAAAAAUCCCUGUCCCGUCAGUCCCCUGCCCUGUGAUCUCCUGGCCAUCGUACACCGUGGUGCUGCGUUGUCGUUCAGGCCGAGGGACAAUCUGACCAAGGUGUUUGCCCUUGGGCAGCUUGGCAGGAGUGAAACCCAGGACAUUUUUGGGUCCAGGUGGUGGAGAAAAUAGAGGUGCUUGGAAGUCAGCAGCUACAAAAACAGUUGAGGUGGAUUCAGAGAAUAUCUGGCUGUGAUAUCCAGCCUGGCUGAGCUCCUGCUGCAGCACUGAGGAUUUUGCCUGAGAGUUCGGUGUUACUGCUCACUCCCUGUUGCAGAGCUGUUCCUCUUUUUCAUUAUAUAUUGGAGUGGGGGGGUGGGGGGGGGGGAAACAACCCCAUUACCACCACCAAAACCACCCCAGCCUUUUCACAGCUGGGAUCCAGGCAUCUGGAGCUCCACUGAAUUAAUGAGAUGCCUGUGAGAGAACCCCGAAGCAGAUUUCUCCCCUGCUCCCAAGACUGGCCUGCAUAAACCACCAGUAAAACAGCAAGGCAAAUCCUUUUCAAAACAGGAGGGAAGGGCUGAAUUCCUCCCUUCUGCACCUUGGCAAAUCUCCUGCCAACAAGCCGGCAGCCUCAGUCGCUGUUACAGCUUAAAGGCCAAACCCUGGACAUCUGCAGAGCCCAUCUCCAGCUGCUUGUUUUUCCUCUCGCGUGUGCUGGACUCGGCCACUGUCCCCGAUGGGAGUUCCCACACCGCCUCUCGCCAUCUCUCCACAAAGGGCCGUUCAUGGAGCAAGUGUCAAACAGCACCAGCCCCUCGUUCUCGCGCCAGCCGGCAUGGCCCGAGCAGGGGUGUGCCCCUUUGGCAGGAGAGAUGCUGGAAACGUUGGCUUUAACGGGGAGCCUGGGCUUCUUCCCAGAAUGCUUGUACCAGCCUCAGAUUUUGAGGGCCUUCCUCUCUUCCUCCUCCUCCUCUGACCUUCAGCUGUGCAGAGAGGAGGAGAACCAGAGGUGAAGUCUUUCAGGUAGUCCAGGCUCCCCUUCCUGGGGGACCAGCUCCUGCUGGUGCCCAACCACAGAGCCAGCGUGGAGCAGGGUUGGGGUUGGUGGAUGUGUGAGCUUCCCCAUGGAGCUGCAGUGCAGGGAGACAUCACCUCGUCGUUAGCAACGCUGGAUUUCUUCCCAAACUCCUCUGUACCCUUUUUGGGGGACUUUGAAGGCAUAUGCCCAACCAUGAACAAUUGAAUCCUGUAUGGGUUUAGGGGCAGAUCAACCAGUUGUGCCUGCUUUAUUUUAACUCAAGCUUCACUUGCAUGUGCAGGAAAAAGAAGUCCUGUACCAGUUUGGCAGGUCAGCCUGCACUUGAACAGGCAGGAGUUGAUCACAGGAUUCGAGCAGAAAGGAUAAAUCUGCAGAGAUUCAAUCCUCACUGGUCAGGUUUUCUACGGCCGCUCUGUGCGCCCUGCUGCUGCAGCAAGGUGUGCACUAACAGGUAUGCUAACACCGACUCCUGAGGAUGUAUUUUCAGGCUUAGGGGCUGGCUGUGGCGUGCAGAGAGCUGUAGGGAUGAUGUCCGUUGCAGAGCAGCAGCAGCUGUGGGGAGGGACGUUUACUCCAGUGUUACAAAUCUUCCCGAGUCCGCUGCUGCUUCAUUUAUUUCCUCUCCUGAACAGUGGUUGAAAGUACGUUGGGAUUACAAACGGCCCUUCCCCAAGGACAGAUUAUCUUGAGGUGCGUGUGCAGGAUGGUUCACACGUUAUCAAAUGCAAUAGCUGGGGAGGGGUAACAUGGGUUUGCAGAGAUUCAUUAUUCCCGUGGAGGGAUGAAUAAUUUAUAGAUUAAUUUUUCUUUACUCUAUGGAUUGACUCUAAAUUAUGAAUAACUGAAGGCGAUGUUCAAGUUAUCAUCAUGUGUCUUUCCCCAAAGGCUUCCCCUGUUUCAUUCUCCACAUUUCAUUCUGGAGAUAAAAGGAAAUAAAAGGAAAACCGAAUUUUUAUUUUGGGCCUUUGAAGAAUGCUACAGGUCUGGGUGUUCACAGUUCAUUCCACUUAUAGAGAGCAAGUCCACAUUUUUCUACUUUUGGUGUAAAGGUUUAGUCCCCUGGCUCUUGAGUAUUUAUCAGAUUUGGCACGUCUGUAUGUGUAUGUUAGCUGUUUGGGGUUUACAUCUCUGGGGAAUAAAGGAUGAUUAUUUUUUUUUUCUUUUCUGUAUACAAUGUCACUUUUUAUGUUUUUUGGCCGAGGUAUAGUUCUGACUGUGUGUUGGAGUGUGACACUAAAAUGAAUUAAAUGGUUACUGAUGUCCAUCU
Messenger RNA from Athene cunicularia (burrowing owl), 4786 nucleotides. RefSeq names its product VPS53, GARP complex subunit (gene VPS53). Bases 280 to 2409 code for a protein of 709 amino acids. NCBI's taxonomy places the organism in Eukaryota, Metazoa, Chordata, Aves, Strigiformes, Strigidae. Gene Ontology annotation, biological process: retrograde transport, endosome to Golgi. The record is from RefSeq and is a predicted model, not a curated record. Gene Ontology annotation, cellular component: GARP complex. The transcript has 23 exons.